Molecule: messenger RNA, 1966 nt
Organism: Cryptotermes secundus
Lineage: Eukaryota; Metazoa; Arthropoda; Insecta; Blattodea; Kalotermitidae
Product: major facilitator superfamily domain-containing protein 9
Exons: 5
Coding region: 278-1588 (436 amino acids)
Biological process (GO): transmembrane transport
Molecular function (GO): transmembrane transporter activity
Source: RefSeq, a predicted model, not a curated record
CAAGGGCGGGAACGAAAUAAAAAGUGUGUGUGUUGUUUACGGUCCUCUCAGCGCUCUCAAUCGUGACCGAUUAGUAAUAAUGGUAGUAAUAUGUGCAUUUUUCUGGGAAGGUCAGGAGUAGAAAAAGUGGGGUGCGGGAAUGUUAUGAAAUCAUGAAGAUAUGAAUAUGAUUAUUAUGUGAUAAGGAAAGAAUAAUAUGCUAUGAGAAAUUUGCGUAAUCAUGCUAUAUAAUUCGUCUUCUGAUUCUAAAGUAUCAUGUGUUAUGACAGCGUAGAAUAUGUUUGGCGCCAAAAAAGUGAGGUUGUUAUAUUUGAUAGCGUUGGUGGAUCUGUUUGCAUGCAGCAUGGCAGUUCCUUUGCUGUCAGUACAUAUGAGGUCUUUAGGGGCAUCUCACUUCACCGUUGGGAUCCUGAGCUCACUCUACGCUGGACUACAGCUCAUUUCUAGUCCAGUUAUUGGAAGUUGGAGUGAUGUCAGAGGUCAUAGCUUUGUCCUGCAGUUGACACUUCUCCUUUCUGCCAUCCUUUACUUUGCUCUGGGUACAGUAACAGCAAUUCCAGUCAUCGCACUCAUCAGGAUUGGUCUAGGACUUUUGAAACACACACAAACACUGUGCAGGACACUACUGACAGAUGUGGCAUCUACCAGAGAUCAGUUGAUCAUGCAGAGUCGCUUAGUUUCCUUUGGUUCAGUAGGCUUUAUAGUGGGGCCAGUUGUUGGUGGUCAUAUGGCAGAAAUGGAGAAUGGUUUCCAUUAUGUUUGCUGCAUCGUCAUGCUCUUCUUCUUGAUCAACUUUGCAAUUGUACAUUUUUUCCUGUCCAACACUCCGCAAGAACACAAAAAGAAUGACACCAUAUUAGGACUCAGUGAAGAUGCCACUAAUCUUGGAAUUAGCACCAGAAUAUGGACUGACAAGAAAAAGGACAUUCAAGAAACAUCAAAGGAAAGUUCAAGAGCACUGUUUCGUUCAUCAGACAUUUUUCAAGCAGUAACACGCCUCUUACAUAUCAGAUGGUCAGUCUACUGGGAUGUUUUCACUCUAAAGUUCCUGCUAGGUUUUGCACAGGCUGUACAUUACCAGAGCUUUUCACUUAUCCUCAAGGAAGAAUAUAGUAUUACACCCUCAGGUAUUGGCUACACAAUCUCAUUCCAAGGUCUGGUGGGUGCUACAGCUGGCUUCUUAAGUGGAGGGAUGGGCAGAUUUUAUAAAAAAGACAAAUAUUAUGCUCUUCAAAUGCUACAUGGUUUUGGAGUCCUCACACUCUCAUUUAUUCUUCUGAGCCUUAAACCUAACCUAACUUUCUUUCUUGUGUGUCUCAUACCAGUGAGUGCAUCCAGUUCAUUACUGAGAAUUGUCACAUCUGAGGUAAUUCUACAGAGGACUGCACCAAACCAGAGAGGUUCACUGAUAGGAUCAGGACAGAGUAUGUCGUCUGUCGCGCGUCUUAUUGCUCCACUCUGCUCAGGACUGGCCUAUGACAAGUUUGGUUUCUGUGGAACAUCAAUGCUGAGGAUAGCAGUGACCAUAACUGCAUUGUCACUCUCUUCCAUCAUGGUCAUUCAUCAAAGGAAAAACAAGUUUUUGUAGUUCUACAGAAUAAUGGGGAGUUCAAUUGUUAUGUACGGAAAGUGUAAUCUAAAGGCAGUGCACCCCCUUGUACACCUGCCUGUAUCAGUUUUCUGGCCUUUCACAGUAACUGUUAUAAUCUACUUACACACCAUUCAUAAAUGCAUUCCACCUAGGUUACUAAUGAUUUAGCAAAGAUUUAUAUAAACAGGUUAUUCAGUAUUCAGUGAUUACACAAGGAGAUUAUCUGAUAGCAUGUCACAUGUCUGAGUAAGAAGCAGCAUAUUACAGUUCCAAACAGCAAGAACUGUUCACACAAUUGUAAAGAAGUUUCAACAGACAGUCAUUAUUGAACAAAAAAAUUAAAUCAAAGUGGCACUUAAAAGAAACUGGAUAAAA